GGAGCUCCGAUAUACCGUACACAGAGCGGACCAACAAGGGGCUUUCUGGAUGCGCGAGGCCUUACAUAACUCGGACCAACCUCUGGUUCAUAGGACCUUUCACUACUGGGUCGCCGGGGAGCGAGCGAGGACGAAAUAUGCAUCCCUAGCAUUUCUGCCAAGGCGAUCUGUUGGUAACACAGGAAGAUUCGUUACCGCCCGACCGCAAUUCAAGCUUCCAAGCUUCGAUAAUGCUUUGCAGCCUCUGUAAAGGCGUAUGACCUCCCACUGGCCCCUACCACUGUCAUGUGGUUUUCAUCGCGGCCUGCCGUCUUGCAGCAGAAAUUCGAGGAAGUCAAAGCGACCAAGACCUCAGGUCCUGAUUCACCGCAUCUUGCCAGUGCUUCAGGGAGACAUUUGGAGUCGCGUCGAGCCAAAGUUUUGGUUUUUGAAGGGCCAUGGUUGCGGUCGCGCCACUAGUGCGAUUGCGCGCGACGUGUUACGCGUGUCGCCUGCGAGCCUUUACGAGCACCUCACGACUGCGGCU
Messenger RNA from Trametes versicolor FP-101664 SS1, 526 nucleotides. RefSeq lists its product as uncharacterized. The record is from RefSeq and is a predicted model, not a curated record. The transcript is spliced from 4 exons. Lineage: Eukaryota; Fungi; Basidiomycota; Agaricomycetes; Polyporales; Polyporaceae. The coding region runs from base 286 to 459 and encodes 57 amino acids.